UUGCUCCGGGCAUUGUGGACCUGGUCCAGCUCCGCCACGCCGCCCUAGGCGACAGGAAAUGCGAGGGAGCGAUGCGCGGCUGAUCCAUCAGGUACUUCCAGCGCGAUUCCAUCGUCCNAGGGAUUAGGGUUUAGAUCCUCGCCUCCCCCCGGCUCCAUGGCGAGCGACGCGCAAGAGCCGGCCAAGCGCGCCGAGAUCUACACCUACGACGCGAACUGGCCGAUCUACGCCAUGAACUGGAGCGUGCGCAAGGACUCGCAAUUCCGGCUGGGGAUUGGCAGCUUUGUUGAGGAUUACAGGAACACGGUCCAGAUUGUGCAGCUGGACGACGAGAAGAACAAAUUCGUGGCGGAUUCCCGGCUGUGCUUCGAGCACCCCUACCCGACCACCAAGCUCAUGUUCAUCCCGGACAAGGAGUGCCAGCGGCCGGAUCUAGUGGCGACCUCGGGCGAUUUCCUGCGGAUAUGGCAAGUCGGGGAGGACAAGGUGGAGCUCAAGAGCUUGCUCAACAACAACAAGAACAGUGAGUUUUGCGCGCCGCUCACUUCCUUCGACUGGAACGAGCUCGAGCCCAAGCGCGUAGGAACGUCGAGCAUCGACACUACUUGCACGAUUUGGGAUAUAGAGAAGGAAGUGGUGGACACUCAGCUCAUCGCCCAUGACAAGGAAGUGAACGACAUCGCCUGGGGCGGAGUCGGGGUCUUCGCGUCCGUCUCGGCCGAUGGCUCCGUGCGAGUUUUCGAUCUCCGGGACAAGGAGCACUCGACGAUCAUCUACGAGAGCCCCCAGCCGGACACGCCGCUGCUGAGACUCGGGUGGAACAAGCAGGAUCCGCGCUACAUGGCCACCAUUUUCAUGGACAGCGUCAAGGUGGUGAUCUUGGACAUCCGCCUGCCGACGCUCCCGGUGGCGGAGCUCCAGCGGCACCAGGGGACCGUGAACGCCAUCGCUUGGGCUCCUCACAGUUCCUGUCAUAUUUGCACCGCGGGUGACGACUCCCAGGCGCUGAUCUGGGAUUUGUCAAACAUGAGCCAGCCGAUAGACGGGGGCCUGGAUCCGAUUCUAGCUUACACCGCGAAGGCCGAGAUCAACCAGCUGCAGUGGUCGUCCUCUCAAACAGACUGGGUCGCCAUCGCGUUUGCGAGCAAGCUAGAGAUUCUUCGAGUCUGAGAGGGGAGAGAAGAGGUGAAUCGUCCAGCUGCUGUAGUAGAGUAUAAGAAGCAAAGGUAUGCUGGUUUUUUUCUCUCUUUUCUGUUUAGCAUGGGAUUUUGCUGCUCGCCCAGUUGAGCCCCUUGACGGGGAGCCGGAUGAGAAUCAUAGCAAAGUUGGCGAUUGCUAAGCAGAAAGCACAGGAUGGGCAGACGCAAGCGACCAAGUUCCUGGAAGAACAAGGAAGAAAAAAAAGAGAUCUCAUCUCAAAGAAUAGUUUUUUUUUUUGUUUUUUGAGCAAAGCUUACCCGAUCAACCAUACAAACAUUCCCACCAGGGAUAGCAAA
Messenger RNA from Selaginella moellendorffii, 1496 nucleotides. RefSeq names its product WD repeat-containing protein LWD1. Bases 157 to 1170 code for a protein of 337 amino acids. Gene Ontology annotation, cellular component: nucleus. Gene Ontology annotation, molecular function: protein binding. The transcript is spliced from 2 exons. NCBI's taxonomy places the organism in Eukaryota, Viridiplantae, Streptophyta, Lycopodiopsida, Selaginellales, Selaginellaceae. The record is from RefSeq and is a predicted model, not a curated record.